Molecule: messenger RNA, 729 nt
Organism: Hansenula anomala
Lineage: Eukaryota; Fungi; Ascomycota; Saccharomycetes; Phaffomycetales; Wickerhamomycetaceae
Exons: 3
Coding region: 1-549 (182 amino acids)
Source: RefSeq, a predicted model, not a curated record
AUGGACUCAGGCUCGUGGAUAGAGACUGCCUCUGGGAACAGGAUCUCCAAGGAGGCUCAUAUUCACGGCUCAGACCACAUUUUGAUCUCUGGGAAUACCACUGUGAGUCCCAAUUGCACAUUGAAUGGAGAUGUCACGUUGAAGGAGGGAAAGUCUAGUUUACAGAUUGGUAAAUUCUGCUUUAUCGAUAAACAUGUACACAUUUCACCUCCAGUCAUAAGUCAUAAAAAAGAAACAAAAAUCCAUAAACCAUGCAAAAUAGGCUCAUACGUCAUCAUUGGUGAAGAAACAGCCAUAAAUUCAUCAAAUAUUGGAACAAGAGUAUCAAUUGGACCUAAUUGUAAAUUAGGUAAUUCCAGUAUAAUCCAUGAUUGCGUAAUUAUAACACCAAAUACCAUAAUUCAAGAUAAUCAAAUAAUCCCACCAUUUAGUCUUGUAUUGGAGACAAACAAGAUUGAACCAUUACCAGAAUCUUUUAAAAAAAUAUUGGAAAUAAAUUCCAAAAAAAGUUAUAUUAAUAACCAAUUCACACCUUCAGAAAUCCCAUAACCUUGGCCAAUUGCACAACAUGGAACUAUUAACCAUUCACAAGUUAAUGAAUAAAGUUUUAAUCUUUUCUCCAGGACUCUUGUUGUUUCAAUUUGUAAUAAAUCAUGUUUAUUUAACAAGAUUAAUAAUUUUUCACAUUCUUUAGUUACCAAGUUUUCAAUUAAUGAUUUGAUAUGAUUU